GAGACGUAUACACGGAGGACAUUUCACACUUGCACACGUCUGGUACGCGCUUGCGAGCCUUUCGCUUUAUAAAACAUUACGUGCCCAGGUAUUACACGGGAAAAGACGAGUCAGUGUGUGCCCCGGACGUUCCGAGAUACACGACGGAUCGACUUUUCUCGAACGUCGUUGUUUUUGUGGCCCGUGCUUGCGAGGGAUUUCACGUUUUCACGACACGUGCAAGACAAAGCUGUGAAAUCGAAUAAAGAAGACGGAGAAAGAGCGAGAGAGAGAAGUGUCUACAUCUCGUGGCGCCCCGUUGUGUUUUUCUACGGAAAGCUGAGCUCAAGAACCUGCCGUCGUGAACUUUCCGAAUGGAAAGAAAGAGGGAUUUACGCGACCAUGAUAAAUAAUAUAAAAUCCUUCUCGGGCGGCUCGUGAUACAGAAUCGGCGAAAUUCAACGAAGAGGCGAGGGAGGACCUUGAAUGGACCGACACCGAUGGAUGGACAAGUUUUAUCCCAAUCGAACCGGAUUCACAAGGUUACGAAGCUCUCCCCGAGACCCCGCAAAACGGAAGCUUGCCGAAGAGGACGAAACAAGCUUCCGGAGUUGGACCGCAACGAAACGAUCCUCGAGGGAGAUAAUAAUUCGUCGACGUUUGCGAGGAAGACGUCUUUUCCUUGGUAACUCCGGAAGAAUUGCCUGUCGCUGAAUAUUUACAAGGGACUCCGCGUUUGGAAAGGGAAUAGAAAACCGAUCGUUCCCGGCCAGUGACAGCGACGGCUUAAACGAGAAAAAGGGAAACGACAGGGACGCUUAAGGUUUCUAUUCUUCGCCGGUAGAUUACGCGUACGGCACGAGAAAAAGAGACGACACGGGAACGUCUUGGCUUGGACGCGAGUAGUGUGAACGAGUGGGUGAGAAAGUAACGUCGAAAAGUGAACACGAUGUUCGACGAUGGUGAGAAGGAAAUGAAGGUGACGGUGCUCGGUCGAUAAGAAGAGUUACGCGUAGUGCCAAGAAAGUAAAUAGAGAGAGAGAGAGAAGAAAAAAAGUGUACUCGGUUGGGGGAUAUUUUCGCGGCAGUGAUCCCGGUCGACAGUGUCGUGAAUAUUUCAAUGACAGAACCGAAUGUCGGUAAACACAGUGGAAGGGUACGGCUAGGACAAUGCGAUUAAGAACACGCGUUCAGUGUGUGAGCGUCGCUCGAGGAAAGGAAACUAUUCGUCUUCGCUGAUCUCGCGUUUGGUGACUUCGUACGAAAUAUUAUUUUUGUGUUUCCUUUUAUUUUACUUUCUUCCUCUCUCCCUCCCUCCCUGCCUACCACCUCUACCCGCGCGUGUUUCGUUUUCCGGACUCGCGAAUCGAGGAACUCGAAUCCCGAAUCGCGCGGUUGUACACGAAAUCGUCGGUACGAAUAUUCCCGCGCAUUGACGGAUUGAGGAAGUGUCGAGUGGUGAUACAUCAGUGGUGCGUUUCAUUCGUCGUCGAGUGGUGAAUAUCGCGCGUUGUUAGCGGUGCGAGGGUAUGGUGAAGGGUGGUGGUGGUGGUGGUGGUGGUGGCAGAUCGCGUGACAAGAAAACGUUCGUCUGUGACUCUUUAAACCAUUACCACGGAUCUCCCCCGGCAUUUUGACUCCGCAGCCAUCCUCGAUGAGAGGAGGCACAUGUCCAUUGCUGCUGCUGAAAAUGCAGGGCCUAGCCCGUGUGAACUACAGGACCCACUUUGGGUCAAAAUGAGUGCGAUUACUGGCAGCAUCACCAAGAAGAGAAAGAAAUCAGAUUCCAAGUCUCAGUCGCAAAUUAACAAGUGCCUUAAUGAGAAAAGACGACGGAACCUGGAGAGCCAUUUUAUCGAUGAGAUUGCCGAGCUGGUUUCCGCCACGGACAUGAGCUCUGGCAAGACUGACAAAUGCCAGAUCCUUCAGAGAGCCGUCGACCGGAUGCAGCACAUUACGCAACAGAAAGGCUCGAAUAGUCAUGCCGUUCAACAGGGUGAAGUGUCUUCGUCGAAUCGUAACAUACUGUCCAGCGAUCAAGUUGGUUCCGUUUUACUCGAGGCGCUAGAUGGCUUUCUAUUUGUUGUAAAUACGGAGGGACGCGUGGAGUGCGUAUCGGAUAAUAUAACACAAUAUAUAAAUUAUACGAGGGACGAUGUGCUCGGCAAGGAUAUUUAUAAUAUUAUUCACCAUGGAGACCACAACACCUUCAUGCCGAGCUUGUUGCCCAUGUCACUAGGCUGGACGAGCGAGCCACAGCCCCAAGCGAAGAAUCGUACCUUCAAUUGCCGCUUCUUGGUGAAGCCGCCCGAUGAUAAAGAAGAGACUAUGGAAGAGAAGCAGCAACGAGUAUCGAAAUACGAGUCUAUGCAAAUCUGUUCAGCUCUUUUGCCAAGUAAUAGCGAUCGUCUGGAGAGCGGUGACGUGUCCUCCGAAUCCUCGGACAUCGGUCCUUGCGUAAUGUGCGUGGCUCGAAGGAUACCGCCGAACGAGAAGCCCAUCGGUUCGUCCAUCGAGCAGUUCACUGUUAAGUUGGACACCACGGGGAAGAUUGUAGCGGUCGAUGUCAGCUGGUUGUCGCCUCCUUACUCCAAGUACCUAACCAAGGUAAGGGACCUGAUUGGCACUACAAUAAAAGACUUGUGCCACCCUCUUGAUCUCAGUAAGCUAACUGCACAUUUGAACGAUACGCUUCAAGUCGGUCAGAGUACCAGCGGCGUGUACCGGCUACGCGUUAGUCCUGAUAAGUUCCUUAACAUUCAAACAAAGUCAAAACUUUUCAAAGCAAAUGUGAUGAAUACACACGAUACCGACUUCAUUAUGGCCACCAACUCUAUCAUCGGGGACAAUGACUUAACGCCUAUCGAGGGUGGUCAGCUUUCCAACAACAAAGUGUGCUCAGGACACUCUAGUAACCGUUGUGCGAAUAAUAGUAAUAAUAAUAAUGGUAACAAUAAGAAUAACGUGGGUGGCCCGCUGAUGCCCGUGGCACAUCUGAACGGUCAAGUGGGCGGUAUCAGUGGCCGGGGGUUGGCGGGCACGUCGUCACACGGUGCCGCGGCUACCUCGUCGUCGUCGAACUCGAUAGUAUUUAGCGCGGCCGAGUCUUGCAACCCCCUGCCGUCGCUAAGUACCAGUAAUCCGUUCAACCACUUUUCGGGGAACAUGGACUUGGAAUUCGAGCUCUUCCCCAGUUCCACAUGGGACUUGGAUAGUAGCAGCGGGUGGGCAGAUAGGCCCGAGUCGAGAGCGAGCGGGCCACCAAACUCACGACCACCUUCCCAGCCAGCCCCGGCAUCUCCGAGUCCCCAGGGAACGUACUCCUCUAAUUCGGCGGUGGCGCCUCACUGCAGUCCCAUGCGCGCGUUCAGCCCGACCUCAGGCAACGCGGCUCACACCUUCAGUAAUUCGUUCCCCUUCAGUCCGCUUCAGGAAUCACAGACGUCCUCCUUGACGAACAGCGCCGCAAGUAGCGUUAGCGCGAACGGUGCCGCCGGUUUGACGCCCAAACGACAGGACGAAGGGAAGACCGGAUGCCCCGCCGCCAACCAGUCGCCGAUGGAUCCGAACAACGGGAGAAACAACGCGGCCAACGUGCCCGGCAACCCCGGGACGGGCAAGACCGGCCCGUCCACGGCGAACGUUGUCGAGACUCAGAACAGUGUUGUGUCCACCGAGUCCGGCAGGCUCAGAAACUUGUUGACCAAGGGGGCUAGUGCUAGUGAGGACAGUCAGGACAAUACGAAUAACGAUACCGAGAGCCAGAAUAAACAUAGGAUAUUAAAGAUCUUGUUGAACCAGCAAGACGAGGACGAUUUUCACCCGGAGCAUAACAAUAAAGUGCGAACGAGUCCUAGCAACAUGCCCAAACCGAGCAUGGAGCAUUCGAAAUCUACGCGUGAAAAUAAUAUGCUGUUGCAGUUAUUGAACGAGAAAAACGACGACGAAGACGAAGAGGCGCGCGCUGGUUUGAAGAAGAGGAACGAACUCCUGCAACAGCUUUUGAAAGACCAAAACGACGAGAGGAAAGUACAAGAGCAACAGCGCAAGUCACAGUCUCGAGAAGAAGAUCCUCUCUUGCGGAGUCUUGGAUUUCGGAACACCACGCCGUCUCCCUCCCAGUCGGGCGAGAACGUUGGACACGGUGGAUCAACUCAGGUCGGGCAAAAGAGACCGGGCGAGGACGGCGAUUUGAACAUAGCUGUGAAACGGACCAUGGACGGUUCGCAUCAAGUCUCCUCCUCCGGUACAUCCACCAAUGCGACGAGCAAGCUCUGGGAGAAGAACAAAAUGCUGGCUUCGUUGUUAGCUAAACAGCCGCCCCAGCCCACUACUAUCCCACCAGUACCUGCGUCUGUGAUAUCGGCAACGCCACAGGAUAAGCUGCUCCGCAUAGGGUUCAAGUCGCAGCAACAAUCGCAGCAGCAACAGUCUCAACAGCAGCAGCAGCAGCAACAACAACAACAGCAGCAGCAGCAGCAGCAGCAGCAACAGCAACCCUGGACGGGUGGCAGCAUGCAAUCCGUUGGUGGUAACAACACGAUUACGACAACGGCAACUUCCGCGCGUACUCCUCUCCAAAGUCAGUCGAGACAACUACCUCGUCAAACAACCAAUACCUACCUCAGUCAUAUGCUAAGUCAUCAACAAAGGCCCCAGAUGGGUCAGAUGGAUUCGGAAUUCACAAGCAGCGGGGAGUAUCAUCAAACGAGUACCGAUCCCAGUAGUUGGGACAACCAGUCGUCGGAUCCUGACCUUUCGGACAUUUUGGAUCAAGUGAUCGAAUUCGUGCCGGACGAGGCUAUCACAGAGUCGUCUGCGAUAGCAAAUCUCCUAGACGUAAUUGAAGCACCACAGAACAAUGUCAUGAACGAGAAAAUGGCGAUUAACGCGAUACAGAAGUCGUUGAUGUUGUGCGAGACUGCCGUAAAUCCAACGUCUUCCACCAUAACAAUUCCUGGCACGCCUCCAGCUUAUUCUACCGCGUUGGGAACUACACCUGUAACGACGAGCCAUAGUUACCAGCCUCCACCCAUGUACCAGCAACAGCCUAGGAUGAGGUUUAACGCGCAACCGGGCGUCCGGCAGGCCACCACUCAGUUCACGCAGCAGCAGCAAAUACAGCUCCAACAGCAACGGACGAAAUUGAUACAGCAACAGCAACAACAACAAUUAAAACAGAGGCUGCUGCAGCAACAGCAGCAGCAGCAAUUACUCAUUCCUUCCAACGCUACAGCUACGGACCAAAUUACAACCGGCAUUCAUAAUAUCGAUAAUCUUCUCAACAACACCGUUGCUCCAAAUGUGUCGUUACAGCGGUCGAGUGUCCCAGAUUCACAAGUUUCUCCAGGUUAUGGGGGAUCCGUCCAGAUGCCUUCCGGUCACCGACUCGCUCACUCGUACUCCCAUCCGUCAACGUUACCACAACACCCCAUUGUAAACAAUAAUUUCAACAGUGGUCAACAAGUGUCUGCCGCAGCGCGACUCUCGCCGCAUUCUCCCGCUGGUAUUUUGUCGUUCUCUCAUCCGCAGCCGCUGUCGCCACGAGUGACGCAAGGCAACUAUGGUAAUACCCCGAGACUGUUCAACGUUAACCAGGUGAGAUCGCAACAACAGCCCACCGCGCAGCAACAAUUACAGCAGCAGCAGAGAUCGAUGCCAUCGCCAGGAACGCCAGCGUCUGCCCGGCAGUCACCGUUUCCGGCGGAAACCUUUCCCCCACCUACGUCCCCCACAGCUAGCCAAUUUCCACCUGGUCCUAAUCCUGGCGCACCCAAUCCUUCUGCCCAGUAUCGGUUGCAACGGACCACGUCUACGCCUUCAGCCACGACUCAGUUGCCAGGUGGGCUCGGUUCGCCCCGGCACUACGGCGGAGUGAGUAAGGAACAACCUCUUCUUUCACCUAGUCAUCCACAUUCGGGUUGCCCUGCAACGCCGACUCACAAUCAACACAACGUAACGAAUACCCAACAACACUUCUCCAACCAACAACAUUCUUCUAUGAUAUACCACACGACCGCCAAUACUAUCAACACAGCUGACAUGCAGAACAAUCAGUUCUGUUACGAUCGGACGUCUGUUCCACUCUAUUCGUCAGGGCCUGGGGACACGCAGGACGCCAGGCCUCUGCCUCCUGGUAAUCCUGUCAAUCACCAAAUGGGUGGGAACGCUAGCAGCACGUCGGAGUUCGUCAGGCAGGAAUUGAGAGCGAUCGUUGGCGCGCGAACGCAGCAACAGCAGCAACAAAGGGUACCCAACAACAUACAGAACAACCUCUCUGGUCAAGUUUCUCAGGACGAUCUCGACGCGCUCGGUCUUACCUUCGAAAUGUCUUCGGCAGGUGAGGCUGUGGUUAGCGAUGGCCCUGCCAAGAGCUGGGCCAUUGGGAGUGCCGGAAGUGCCCCCUCGUCCUCCAGGACUUCUAUGGAGGAAGUGGCUCGAGGUGAUCCGAAGGUGAACCAGUCGUCGCUGUUACAGAAACUGUUGUCCGAGUGACUGCAGGCCAACGCCUUGCACGGUAAAGGGAUCUAUGUAAUAUACGUUUGAACAUAAAAGGAUGAAACCUGCGGGGGUUGAAAAUGGGGGGAAUACGUUUUGAGCGCCGUGGUUGAACGUUGGAAACGAGAACGAAUAUCGAUCACACACCGCAUAUUACACCCUUAUACGUAAUUGGAUACUAUUGUAUUAUAUGUAAUGCUACAACACACGAAGUCAGUAUUCAGAUACGUAUCACCAAAUACAAUGCGAUAAAAGAAGGAUAAAAGAAAAAAAGAAAAAAAAGAAGCUGCGCAGGUCGCCGCGGCUUCGCGCCGCAACACGGGGCCUUUUUCGUGCCCUUGAAAAAGAUGUAGAAACGCUCGAUACACCGUGGACGGAAAAGAAAAUAGGGGAUUCGCGACGAGAGACGACCGACAGAUCGACUUUUUAUCUUGCACGAACUCGAAGGACCAAAAGUUUCCGCUUCCCCCGUUCGGCCGUCGUCGAGACACUCGACCGCGUCGGAACUGACCGCGGUCCCAAAGGGCUGUAAACUCGUCUCGAGACGUGAGUCGUUCGACAGCCUUAGGGUGAUUCGAAGCCGCGUGAACGAUAAGCACGGUCGUGGAAAAUCCGUCGGUGGAAAAACCGAGUCGAUGGAUCGAUCGCAAUGGGGGAACGAGGGGUGGUCGUUUCAACCCCCUCCAGUCGUCGGGCGAUCUGGUUGAAAAAUCGUUGAUUUUGUUUAUGGCGCGGAGUCUACGUAAAGGACAGAGGGAGGAUGAUCAGGAACACCGUGCAAUUAGUCUAUUCGGAUAAACGUCAAUUUUUAAGACUUUAGCUGUGGUGAAUCUAGGUUCGAGAAAUUUUAUUGUUUUAUCGCGUGUAACGUGGUGCUUUGUGUUUUAAUUUAUAUUAGAGAGUUCGCGUUACUUUUAAAUUUUGUUCGAGUUGCAACACGGCGAGAUACCGAAAGAAGAUAAGUAAGAUUCGCUUUAAUUUUAUACUGUUCGUGAUAUGAAGUUCGUACUAUGAUUAGACGUUAGAAAAGAAAGAGAAGAGAAAUGAUUGUUUUUGGAUACGGUGCACUGGACGUUUAACGUCGUUGAAAUUUGUUUACGUGGCCAUUGCUAGAAAUGUAUACUCCCUGCGUUCGUCCCUUUGAUAAUGAAAAAGAACGGUAUCCACGUUGCCCGGCGGCUGGCGGGGGGUUAAUAACAAAAGGGGCGGUUGCGCGGGGGGCACGUGGCCCGAUAGCGCGCGGCGACGCUCUAUCUUAUUUUAUAUAUAUGUAUAUAUUAUAUAUAUAUAAAAGGAAGAAAGAAAAGCCUUUAUCGGGGCAUCCCAGCUUCGGACGAUAUUCGAGUAUAAAUAUAUAUAAAUAUAAAUAUAUAAAUAUAUAUAUAUAUAUAUAAAUAUUAAUACCGACACGAUAGACUGACGGCCCGCUUGGGGUCAGCCCCCCAUCGUCGGGGAUUGGUCGUCACGUGGCUCCCGUCGGUGUUGUAUUUGGUAUCACUGAAAGAAAGAAACUACGUAGGUACCUCAAAGGUAUACUUUACUAUACCACUGGCUGUUGAACAUAGAACUAUUUAUAGGUUUAAUUAUUGUACACAGGAUGACGUUGAAGGAAAGAAAAAAAAAACAAAAUAGAGCACUAUCACGUAUUCUCUUAAUUUAACAUCCUUUUUGACUAUUACAUUUAUGAAUAAUAUAUUUGUGAUUGUAAGAAUCUGCAACCAAAAUGUGACAAAGAAUACUUGUUGUUGUUAAUAUGAUUAUAACUAUUAUUAUUAUUAUUAAUAUUAUUAUUAUUAUUAUUGUAAUAAUUAUUAUUAUUUUAUUAUUAUUAUUAUAAUAUUAUUAUUAUUGACAUCAUCAUUAUCACUAUUACCAAUAUUCUUGUUGCAAUUACUAUAUUAUUGUAAUAUUAAGGAUUAUUAUUAUUAAUAAUAUUAUUUUAUUAUUAUAAUUAUUAUUAUUAUAUCGAUAUUGAUAUUAUUGAACACUUGGAAUAUGCAUAUUUCUAUUCAAUAGUAAGAGUACCUUUGUAUACAUAUAUAUGUACAUAUAUAUUGUAUAAAUGUAUAUGUAUAUAUACAUAUAUAUGUAUAGGGAUUUAUAUAGCGCGUUAUAUAUAACUGAUUCGCCCGGUUAUUUAUAUAUAAACGGUAUAUAAAUUUACGUAUAUUUAUAUAUGUAUACGUGUGAGGAUAAAAAAAAAAAAAGUGGAGAUCAAUCUUCUAUUUUGCAUAGCUCGGUAAUUCUCCUUUGGGUCUUAGAGAUGCACACUAAAAAUGAUUAAAAAAAAAAAAUAAUAAUAAUAAUAAUAAUUACAUCUAAAUGACAUCUGUUGUUAACAUUGAUCGAAUCGCGGACAAACAAACAAACGAAAUGAAUUAUAAAAAAAAGUGUAAAGCGAAAGAGAUGAAACAAUUACGGUUGGGAAAGAAAAUGUAAUAUGAAAAAUAAAAGUUCUAAUCACGUUUAUAUGUAUAUACACACGCCGCGCGAUACAACAAAAGGAAAAAAAAAACAAAAAAUAAUGAAUGGUGUGUAUAUAUGUAUAUAUAACAUGCAUAUGAAAGAAAUCUCACGCAAGUGUCUUAUUUUUCCAGGAUGUUUACCGAUUAUUAAAACGCGAAAAAAAAUAAUAAAUAAUAAAAGUAAAAGAACGACGGAGGAAGUUGGAAGAAAUUGCCACACGGGGUGUAAACGCGAACAAUUAUAUCAAUAACUAUGUCGAUCGACAGUAAACGCCGACAGAUACGAACAACGGUCGCGACGAGAAACGCGUUCAAUAGCAUUACCUUUUUAUUUCGGCAACGCGGAAAGGGCGUCCCCCGGCGUAGAUCUCUCGAAAUGACGUCAUUUCACCGCGAUCCUCUUUAUCCGAAUUCGCUCGUCGUCCGAUGACGAUGAUUUUUACUUAAUUCUCUCGCUCCCGGUGUUCCACCUUGUAAUUUUAGUUGUUUCUCAUGUUUUUCCACUUUCGUUGCUGUCCCCCGUUAUUGGUUACUUUUUACGCAGGACGAAUUAAUCGACGAAUAGAGUUUAUUAUCGACCCUUCGUCGCGAAGCUCGAAACCGUCGGGGCGCGAAGGGUCGAACGCCUCCGGGGCUCGAGAGAGAUCGUUGUCUCGCGAAUAUCGCCGGAUAGAUCCUUUUUAUUGCGACGAAACGAUGUAUCUUUUUUCUGUUUUUUCUUUUUCUUCUCUUUUAGUUACAAUUUUACGACGCGUAGUAGCGAUUAAUUUUUAUUCGUCACGGGGGGAGGGGGGGGGGGACGCGAAACGUUCUCGUGGGUAGUAGUUUUAGAUAAGAUUCGGGGUUUUGAAUUUUGGUAGCAGACGACGUAGCACCACGGGGGUGGAUAUGACGAGUGAGUAUAAAAUGACGCGAAAAAAAAAAUAUAUAUAUAUAUAUAUAUGUAUAUGUAUACGUAGAGCGAAAGGGCUAUUUUCUCGCGAGGAACGCGACGACACGGCGAUUCUAUUAUCUUCUGUGAUGCGAACACUGGCCUGGAGCACGAGAGAUGGAGGGGAAGGGACGGGGCUGUGUGUAGGCGUGGUGUUGUAAAUCUCUGUCGCACUUUCUUCCAAUUCGAGCGGUUACAAAGAUUGCGUAAAAAGAACCUGUAAAAACACAUUCGUGAGGUACUCUGAAUAUGUACACGUGCAUACAUAGAGACACGUAUACUCGUUUGUUGUCGCGCGUCGCCGUUCACACACGGAUAUACGUGCGCGUGCCACAGGGCGCGCGUGCGCUGCUGCUGUCGCCCCCGUCUCUCUAAUUUGCACGCGUGUGUGUACGCGCGCGCGCUUACGUACACGCGUACGUAUGCCCGCGCGUGUAUAUGUAUGUAUGGGAGUGUGUGGUAAGUGCGUGGGUGUGCGUGUGCGUGUGCUUACGUAUGCGUGAAGCGAAAGUAUGCGAAGAAAAAACGGUGCGAAUGGUUUCACGGUGUGUGCGUGCGGCUCCGCGUGUUUUUUCUCUUUGUGCGUGCGUGCGCUCGUAGGCACGCUUGUACGCGUGUGUGCGUAGUGAAUUACGUCAUAUAGAUAGAUCAUAUGUGCUUUCUAAUGAUGAAUAAUUUUAUAAAUAUAAAUAUAAUAUCGA
This is a messenger RNA of Hylaeus volcanicus, 10574 nucleotides long. RefSeq lists its product as uncharacterized. The record is from RefSeq and is a predicted model, not a curated record. Gene Ontology annotation, molecular function: nuclear receptor binding; protein dimerization activity. The transcript has 22 exons. Bases 1648 to 6474 code for a protein of 1608 amino acids. Gene Ontology annotation, biological process: cellular response to hormone stimulus; positive regulation of transcription by RNA polymerase II. Gene Ontology annotation, cellular component: nucleus. Lineage: Eukaryota; Metazoa; Arthropoda; Insecta; Hymenoptera; Colletidae.